Rhinocladiella mackenziei CBS 650.93 is the source of this 1362-nucleotide messenger RNA. RefSeq lists its product as uncharacterized. Bases 1 to 1362 code for a protein of 453 amino acids. Lineage: Eukaryota; Fungi; Ascomycota; Eurotiomycetes; Chaetothyriales; Herpotrichiellaceae. The transcript is spliced from 2 exons. The record is from RefSeq and is a predicted model, not a curated record.
AUGAUUUAUGGUCGCUUACAGGUAGCGGCCCUGCCCCCCUUUCCCCAACACAAUAAUGUCUGUCGACUCAGCGGUCGGCUGAGCGUGCUCGACGACUCCAUAAAACAACGCUCCUUUGACACCGUACAAUUAUGUUUCAGAGGGGUUAUUACUUCGUCCGUGGGUUACAAGACCGGUCUCGAAGAUAUCAUCACCUUGACCGACAUCAAAACCCCUUCCGACUUCCGACCCUGUUCUUCAACCAGCCAGAAUGACUCGCAAAAGGGCCGCCAUGCCGAUUUCUACUUUGAAUUGCCCACCCAUGCAUCCACCAAGGACGGCACCUUGCGUUCUCUCCCUCUGUCGGCCACCAUCUCCGUUAAUACGAGCCCGGCCCCAAACACGGCCAUGAACGACCGACCAGUCAUCCGCGGCGAAUGCGAAGUGUCUUACUGGGUCGAGGCGCAAUUCCGCCUCGCAGGCAAGCAAGUCGGAAUUCUGAGCAGACAUGUACAAAUCCCCUCACUUUACCCUUGUCUCCGAGCCUCGAUUUCCAGAGGUCACCCGCUCACAAUGCACGCCAAGCCCGAUUUUCUCACCCGUUGUAAGUUUCAAAAGAAUCCCGAUCUUUCAAUCACUCUGCACGAGCCAGAAAUGAUCAUGGAAUGGAGGACCACGACCGGAAAACGACACGUAAGCCUCCCCUUAGCCAUAGCCAUGGACAUGCAGCAACAAACCUCGGAUUGCAAUUCGAUCGACCCUCGGCAAUCAUUCCAAUGCUCCGUGGAAGCGAAAUGGGAAGUGAACUCACGUUUCUCCAAUGUGCCGGUGCACUCGAACACGGAGAGGCUGAAGUGCUCCGACGUAGUGUACAAGACGACACUUGCCUCGUCGCAGAAGGCGAAUGUCCUUUUCCGCCCCUUACCACAUUACGAUGGCAGCAGAGACUCUCGGAACCAGAACGCCAACAACCGGACAAGCUCAAUCUCAUACACCGCGACGUCACAAGUCGACCUCUCUGUCCCGAACGCGGUAUCCCAACCUUCUCUGUACUGGGGCCUUCUGUCUAGAACCUACACGUUAGAUCUAUCCCUGCACUUUCACGGCGUCCAAGGCGCGCCCAAUUACAAUCUGCACCGUAAGAUCCCAUUGUCGGUGUUCACGUAUGGGUCGAAAGCGGACGAUGCCCAGAAAGAUCAAGUCGUCGUGGACGUCGCUGAGGCAGACUCGGGCUCGGGCUCGGACUCGGAAUCUGACGCCGACAACAAUGUGGAUGAUCUGCUGGCUUCAAGAGCAGCGGACCGAGUACAAGAGCCAGUACGAGCCCAGGCACGGAGGCAAAGGACCGUGAAUCGAACCCCCCCACCGCCGUAUUUUCGAUGA